AUUCAACGACAAAAGUCUCCUUUCUUAACAACAGUGUUUAAGACAUUUCCCAUAAAUAGCUGGUGUCCAUCUCGUACACCAUCCCCUUCAAUCCCUUUAAGUCGCUAGUGCUAACCACGCCUACUUCGUUCUCCUCUACGGCCUCGCUUUUCAAAAUUGCUGCCCCAAAAAGAACCACCUCAGAAGAACAAAACAAAUGAAUCAAGAUCAUCGUACAACAUCCCUAGAAGACCAGGUAAGAGCCUUGAGUGACACCGUCAAGUCGCUUGAACCUCUUGUAAACGAGGUCGCCUACUUGAAAGGUGUCAUCAACUACCAAGGCUCUCGAAUCGAAAAGUUAUCUGGUAUUGUUUUAGACAUGGGCAGAAACGAUGAUAAUGGUUUGCUUACUUUACUGACGCUUCAGGACGGAUCUGUGGGUGUGGGGGUCGAAGAUGCUGUCAACCAGCUUGACGACCAGACCAACAACCCGUCCAUGCUGUCGUCCACUCGACCUCCACCCCAAAGUAUUGCUCCUGCCCAACCUCACACACAUAACCAUACUCACACCCACGGAGAUCUUGAUGGGAACAUCAACCCGCAACUCCAGGGAGGUGGAGGCGAUGAUUCCUCGUCAAACGACAAAAAGAGACCGUAUGGUGGUAGUCAGAACCAUAUGAAGCCUAUCACCAACAAGAAACCCAAGAUUUCAAUUGACUUUAUCCAUAACCCCAUGACCGUCAAGGAGAUUUAUGAAGAGUUCUACAAUGGGUUCAAGGGCCAGCCUCCAUUGGUGGAAUUGGACCAACGGUAUGGGAAGGCUCAAUGGAGAGGUGAUUCGAGAUCGAAAGAGUCCAAACGGUACCAGAGAAGAAAAAGAUUGUGUGAUGCCAUCAAAAAGGGGACCGUCAAGUAUGACAAAACCCCUGAAGAGAUCAUCAAGUACAUCGAAGAGUUUAGAGGUGACAAGUCGUUGACAUGGGUCAUGAAUGGUAAUAUACCUAAAGACUUGCAGUAGUAUUUAAAAUAAAAUUGUAUUUGCUU
This is a messenger RNA of Yamadazyma tenuis ATCC 10573, 1023 nucleotides long. RefSeq lists its product as uncharacterized. Gene Ontology annotation, molecular function: RNA polymerase II cis-regulatory region sequence-specific DNA binding; DNA-binding transcription factor activity, RNA polymerase II-specific. Gene Ontology annotation, biological process: positive regulation of ribosomal protein gene transcription by RNA polymerase II. The record is from RefSeq and is a predicted model, not a curated record. Lineage: Eukaryota; Fungi; Ascomycota; Pichiomycetes; Serinales; Debaryomycetaceae.